Molecule: messenger RNA, 1158 nt
Organism: Candida tropicalis MYA-3404
Lineage: Eukaryota; Fungi; Ascomycota; Pichiomycetes; Serinales; Debaryomycetaceae
Exons: 1
Coding region: 1-1158 (385 amino acids)
Biological process (GO): cellular response to starvation; regulation of autophagy; positive regulation of TOR signaling
Cellular component (GO): Gtr1-Gtr2 GTPase complex; nucleus; fungal-type vacuole membrane
Molecular function (GO): GTP binding; GTPase activity
Source: RefSeq, a predicted model, not a curated record
AUGGAAGCAACUCUUAUACCAAACCCAAGAGAUACAAAUGCCACUAUCUUAUUGAUGGGAUUACGAAGAAGUGGUAAGUCUUCCAUUUGUAAAGUUGUUUUCCACAAUAUGCAACCAUACGAUACAUUAUAUUUAGAAAGUACAUCCAAACCUACGACAGAACAAUUUUCAUCAUUAAUUGAUUUAUCAGUUAUGGAAUUACCAGGGCAAUUAAACUAUUUCGAACCGAAUUAUGAUUCUGAACGAUUAUUUUCAUCAGUUGGUGCUUUAGUUUAUGUUAUUGAUUCUCAAGAUGAAUAUUUGAAUGCGAUUACUAAUUUACUGAUGAUUAUUGAUUAUGCAUACAAGGUGAAUCCAAAUAUAAACAUCGAAGUGUUGAUUCAUAAAAUUGAUGGAUUGAGUGAAGAUUAUCGUAUUGAUGCUCAAAGAGAUAUAAUGCAAAGAACAGGGGAUGAGUUGUUGGACUUGGGAGUUGAAGGUGUUGAAUUGAGUUUCUAUUUGACUUCUAUUUUUAAUCAUUCCAUUUAUGAAGCAUUCUCUAGAAUUGUUCAGAAAUUAAUUCCAGAAUUGCCAUCAUUAGAGAACAUGCUUGAUAAUUUGGUGGAACAUUCUUCUAUUGAUAAAGUGUUUUUAUUUGAUGUUAAUUCAAAGAUAUACGUUGCCACGGAUUCAUCUCCAGUUGAUAUACAAACAUAUGAAGUUUGUGCUGAGUUUAUUGAUAUAACUAUUGAUUUGGACGAUUUGUAUGUCGAAAAUGACAAAAAUAAGAAUGAAAGUAAUGGAAAUAAUAAUAGUACCAAUCAUAAGCAUGUUAGAAAUGCUCCGACUGAAUUGAAAUCCAUAAGUCAUUUAUCUAAUGGAUCAGUACUAUAUUUGAAAGAAAUGAUUCGUGGUUUGGCCUUAGUCGCAUUAAUACGGAGUGAUGAAAGAAAAGGAAUGAAUGGUGUUGAAGAAGAGGCUCAUGGUAUGGUUGAAACCAUUGAAGAGAUUGAUCAAGAUCAGGAAUCCAAUCAAGAGAAAUCAUUGACCAUUAUUGAUUAUAAUGUCAGUUUAUUCAAAGAGUCUUUAAUGAAGAUAUGGAAGCACUCGAAAUUGGUUCAAGCCGACCAAGACGUUCCACACCAUCAACAAGACAACCCACAUUCAUUUCACGAGUAA